Messenger RNA from Danio rerio (zebrafish), 3830 nucleotides. The record is from RefSeq and is a predicted model, not a curated record. NCBI's taxonomy places the organism in Eukaryota, Metazoa, Chordata, Actinopteri, Cypriniformes, Danionidae.
AAAGGGGCGAGAUCUAGUUGCCUGGUAGCAACAGUCACAAACAGCGUUAAAGCGAGUGUUGUGAAUGCAAGUAGUUCUAAAUAUAAGUUUAGAGUCACAAUUUUAGGAUAAUUUUUAUAAAUUAUUGUCCAUUACUUUAAAAACGAUUUUAACUACUUAAUAAUCACGUGUUAAUAUAAUGUAAACCAUUAUUUUUUUUAUUUUAUGAAUUUUAUUUUUCAUUAAAAAAGCAUUUUUGUGAGUGUCAGUGAGCGUGUGUGUAGGACAGAAAGGGAGGAGCUGCUCUAAAAAGGGAAAUGUUGAAGUUUCCAGAGGUUGAUGUCAGUGUAACUGGAUUCCUCCAGUCUGGAAACAACUGGGAACAAGAUGGCUGAGUUUGGACUGGAAAUGAGUUUUUCUCCACUCGCACCAAAAGCUGGACUGAAACCUCUCGAAAUGAUUUUCAAGUAAAGCCUGCAAGUAUAAAGCUUUCUUAAGGUACUCGGGUGCGUUUUUUAGACAGAAAAGCAUCCAGCGGUUUGUGUUUAGUUUCCUCAAACGCGUUUUCUCGCUAUUUCUAUUGCAUAACACCUUAAAAGUCGAUUUAGUGCUUUUUUAAACAUCUGAAAACCCCGUUAGACUUAACAGAAAUCAACAUCAAAACUUUUUUAACUCAAAUAAAGAAUCGCUUUGCGCAUUUUCGCAUUAAGACAGAGUAAAAAGCGACUAAAAUGCAGUCGUUUGUUUAUAUUAAUGUAAUGUUACUGUAGAAAUACACGAUGAGCUCCAGUCGCGUUCGUCCUCAAGCGCCGCAGAGCCCGGCGGCAUCUGCAUCCGCAUCUCCUCCACCGCAUGAAGGCAUCGAGAUGGAAAAAAUGCAUCAUGAAGAAGUGGGCCUCGGAGUGCCCGAUGAGACCCCCUCCUCUCCGCCAACCUCCAGCUCCAGACAGGCAUGGAGCCGGGACAACCCAGGGUUCGAGCCGGAGGAGGGGAUGAUGGAGGCGGACUGGCCCCCGGAGAGUCAGGGCCGGAGGUCUGUGUCCACGACGUCCAGCAGCAGCAGCGGCGGCGUCCCGGGGAACUUCUCCGGUAUCAGUGCGCGGAUCAACAGAGGACUUUACCCGACUCCUCCAGCACAAGAGCACCGCAGCUGUGGGAAGAGGAUACUGGAGAAAAUGAGAGUGUUGUGGGAUACUCGUCUUUUGGGUGAGAGCAACAGUAACAGAGAGAUGUACUUGAAAACCGUCCUGCGAGAAAUGAUCACCUACAUCCUCUUCCUGCUCACCCUCUGCAUAAUAACCUAUGGAAUGGUGAGCACCAACAUGUACUACUACACCAAAGUCAUGUCUCAACUCUUUUUGGAUACGCCACUGUCAAGUGGAGAGCCAACCAACUUCAAGAGCCUUUCAACCAUGGAGGACUUCUGGAAAUUCACAGAAGGCCCGUUUCUUAACGGCAUGUACUGGGAGCUCUGGUACAACAACAAGAGUCUCCCAGAAAACCAGAGUCUGAUCUAUUACGAGAACCUCCUGCUGGGCGUCCCGCGUCUCCGACAGCUCAGAGUACGCAAUGAGUCUUGUUCUGUCCAUGAGGAUCUGCGAGACGAGGUUUACGACUGCUACAACGUCUACUCUCCUGCCAAUGAGGACAAGGCACCAUUCGGCCCCAAGAAUGGCACUGCGUGGAGGUUCAAGGAUGAGAGUAGCCUGGGUGAGAGCAGUUACUGGGGACAAGUGUCCACUUAUGGUGGUGGAGGUUAUUACCAGGAUCUGUCCCGCACACGGGAGAAAUCAGCCAAUCAGCUGCAGGAGCUCAAAAACAACCUCUGGCUGGACCGCGGCACUAGAGCGGUGUUCUUGGACUUCUCCAUCUACAACGGCAAUGUUAACCUCUUCUGUAUUGUGAGACUGCUAGUAGAGUUUCCGGCCACAGGGGGCGCUGUGCCUUCUUGGCAGUUCCAGACGGUGCGUCUGCUCCGCUAUGUCUCCAGCUGGGACUACUUUGUUGGCAUGUGUGAAGUGUCCUUCUGCCUCUUCGUGCUGUAUUACCUGGUGGAGGAAGCUCUAGAGAUCCGCCUGCAUCGGCUGCGCUACUUCAAGAGCCUGUGGAACUGCUUAGAUGUUCUCAUAGUUGCAUUGAGUGUUCCCGCCAUCAUUAUGAACAUCUGCAGAACAUCAGCGGUCAGUCACAGACUUCACUUUCUGCUGGAGAACCACAGCACGUAUCCCAACUUUGAGCCGCUGGCUCGGCUUCAGGUGCACUUCAACAACCUGGCAGCUAUCAUAGUCUUCCUCUCAUGGGUGAAGCUUUUUAAGUUCAUCAACUUCAACAAGACCAUGAAUCAACUGUCCACCACCAUGUCCCGCUGUGCCAAAGACCUGAUGGGCUUCGCGAUCAUGUUUUUCAUCGUGUUUCUGGCUUAUGCUCAGCUGGCCUAUUUAGUGUUUGGAACUCAAGUCAACGACUUCAGCACCUUUCAGGCCUGCAUUUUCACGCAGUUCCGGAUCAUACUGGGUGAUUUCGACUUCUCAGAAAUCGAGGAGGCCGACAGCGUGUUGGGACCCAUUUACUUCACCACCUUUGUGUUCUUCAUCUUCAUGAUUCUGCUGAACAUGUUCCUGGCCAUCAUCAAUGACACUUACUCUGAGGUGAAAGCUGACAUGGCGCAGCAGAGGUCGGAGAUGGAGAUCACAGACCUCAUUAAGAAGAGCUAUAAUAGAGCCAUGGUGAAGCUGAAGCUGAAGAAGAGCUCUAUCAAUGAUAUCCCGGACAGCUUACAGCAGGCAGCAGGAAAACUCAGCUUCGAUGAGCUCCGCCAAGACCUUAGAGGAAAGGGCCAUUCGGACGCUGAAAUUGAAGCUAUUUUUGCCAAGUAUGACCUUGACGGAGAUCAGGAGCUGACCGAACAUGAGCACCAGCAGAUGAGAGACGACCUGGAGAAAGAGAGAGACUUGGAUCUGGAGCACAGUUCGCUGCCGAGGCCAGCCAGUGGACGUAGCUUCUCCCGUAGCCAAGACGACUCAGAGGAGGAUGAUGACGAGGACAGUGGACACAGCUCUCGACGCCGCGGCAGCAGCUCCGGGGGCGUGUCUUACGAGGAGUUCCAAGUGCUUGUGCGCCGGGUGGACCGAAUGGAGCACUCAAUUGGCAGCAUCGUCUCCAAGAUCGAUGCCGUUAUCGUGAAGUUGGAAGCCAUGGAGAGAGCCAAGAUGAAGAGGAGAGAUGUGCUUGGACGGAUCCUGGAUGGAGUCAUGGAGGACGAGCGGAUGGGUCGGGAUCCAGAGCUGCAGCGAGAGCAGAUGGACAGGUUGGUUAGGGACGAGCUGGAGCGCUGGGAGUCUGACGACACCAUGUCCCAGGUGAGCCACCAUCAUCAUCAGGCCACUCCCAUCAUCUCAUCAGCUCAGCUCCGCCCACGCAGCUCCCGCCCACCCUCCUCGCUGUCCAACGAGGGCCCGGAUGCUGCAGCCAGUGGCCCCGCCCACUUGUGAGGGGUGUUUAUUUGUGAAAACACUGCUCCAGUAACACAGCUUGCACAAAUCAACUUCAGAAGUAUCAAAGCCACAGCCGCUAAGGUGAAAUAGUCCUGCAAAAAAGCUAUUUAUUUGCGUUUCUUUAUAUUAAAGUUAAUCAGGGCUUUAUAAAGAUAAAAUGAUGUAGUUAUCAAACACCAGUUUCAGUAUUAAUUUUCCAAAACGUAUUUUCUAUAUUUGAUUUUUACAUACAGCUAUUAAUCAGGUGCAUUUUUUAAAUUUGAGGUACAUUUUGCUUUACUGUAUUUUCUAGCAGGCAAUCCUAGGUUUGAUGAAGUGAUUUCAUUAAAUCCAAAUAUAUAUAUAUUUAUAUAUAUA